Molecule: messenger RNA, 3599 nt
Organism: Solea solea (common sole)
Lineage: Eukaryota; Metazoa; Chordata; Actinopteri; Pleuronectiformes; Soleidae
Gene: pkn2a
Product: protein kinase N2a
Exons: 23
Coding region: 347-3301 (984 amino acids)
Biological process (GO): signal transduction; protein phosphorylation
Molecular function (GO): protein serine/threonine kinase activity; ATP binding; small GTPase binding
Source: RefSeq, a predicted model, not a curated record
GUGUCCGGACAGAGAGCAGCAGCAGGAGGAUCAGUGCAGCUCUGCGGGGCGGUCUCUUCCACCCUAACCACCGCCUCUUUCUCCAACGGCGCUCGGACAGAUUUAUGCCUCAGCUUUUCUGUGUUUAUGACCACCAGUCCGCCCUGCAGGACCCCUCCGGAACGGCGUGAGCGCGGAAAAAAGCGUAAAGACGACAUGGGAAGGCCCGUGUGCCCGAGACGACCGACGGUUUGGUCCAAAUAGCCCCGACUUUUUGUCAUUAGAGAGGGAAAGUUAAAACAAGGCUUGUUUUUGGACUCCCCUCCUCUCUCUCCCCGUAGGAUUUGAUUCAAAGGCGAAAAGCAAGAUGGCCGCCGAUUCCGUGCAGGGGGAUACUCGGGGCCAGUUGGUGGCAGAGCGGCUGGGUCUGGGACAUAACCUGGACCUGUCCGACACCAUGGUCCAACAAAAGCUGGAUGAGAUUAAGGAGCAGAUCCGCCGCGAGAUCCGCAAGGAGCUGAAGAUCAAAGAAGGUGCAGAGAACCUGCGCAAGGUCACAACAGACAAGAAGAGCCUGGCUUAUGUUGAUAACAUGCUGAAAAAAUCUAAUAAGAAGGUUGAAGAGCUUCACCAAGAGCUACAGGAGCUUAACGCCCACAUUGUGGUCAAAGAUCCUGAGGAACUGCUAGAGUGCCCUCUGACCCCAGAUACCCCUAACAGUGAGGCCAGAAUGUGCACGAGCAGUAGCCGCCUCGCAGCCUUGAAACGCCAAAAUGACAUCGAGCUCAAGGUCAAACAGGGCGCAGAGAACAUGAUUCAGAUGUACUCGAAUGGAUCUUCCAAGGAUCGUAAGUUGCUAGCAACAGCUCAGCAGAUGCUUCAGGACAGCAAGAUGAAGAUCGAGUUCAUCAGGAUGCAGAUCCUCAAAGCCAGCCAGACCAGUGAGCUGAGCUUUGAGAACAGUGAUGUGAUGGACAAACCCAUCAUUAGCCCAUUAGACCUGCGGGUGGAGGAGCUAUGUCACCAUGCUAGGAUAGAGUCAGCUGUAGCAGAGGGAGCUAAGAAUGUCAUGAAACUCCUGGGCUCAGGGAAAGUCACAGAAAAAAGGGCACAUUCAGAGGCCCAGGCUCGUUUUACCGAGUCCAAUCAAAAACUGGACCUCCUGCGAUAUUCCUUGGAGCAACGCCUUAAUGAGUUGCCUAAGAAUCAUCCUCACAGUAGCAGCAUCAUCGAAGAAUUGUCCCUGCUGUCUUCUCCGGUCCUCAGUCCCAGAUCCAGCAUUAUCUCCACACAGAACCAGUACAGCACCGUCACAAAACCCGCUGCACUUACAGGCACGUUAGACGUCAGGCUCAUGGGCUGUCAGGACCUUCUGGAAAAUGUCCCAGGUCGUUCCAAAGCUGCAUCUGUACCACUGCCCGGCUGGAGCCCCAGUGAGACACGCUCCUCCUUCAUCAGCAGGGCAAAUAGAAACCGUGGCGUGAGCUCAAGGAACCUGACGAAGAGCGAGGAGCUCUCCGCUGAGAUCAGUGCAGUGUUGAAGCUGGACAACACGGUAGUUGAUCAGACAGGCUGGAGGCUGGUCAGCAAUCAGGCGUGGGACCAGAAGUUUACAUUAGAGCUAGACCGGUCUCGUGAGUUGGAGAUCUCAGUGUACUGGCGUGACUGGCGUUCGCUCUGUGCUGUCAAGUUCCUGCGGCUGGAAGACUUCCUGGACAACCAGCGUCACGGCAUGUGUCUGUACCUAGAGCCACAGGGAAUGCUUUUUGCUGAGGUUACAUUUUUCAAUCCCGUCAUUGAAAGGCGACCAAAGUUACAAAGACAAAAGAAGAUUUUCUCAAAGCAGCAAGGUAAAACCUUUCUGCGAGCUCCUCAGAUGAACAUCAACAUUGCCACCUGGGGUCGCCUUGUGAGAAGAGCCAUACCAACUGUCAGCACCAAUUCUUUUAGCCCGCAGGCUGCUGAGACUGGACCCAGCAGUCUGCCUGGUUCACCCACACCGACCAGUUUAGUCAGUGCUGUGUCUCUGUCCAUAUUCAGUGACCCUCUGGUGACCAAACUGGACUUUGACAAAGAACCCACCCCAGGACCUAAACACUACCCAGUACCUGAUGACCUCCGAGAACCACUGGUGCAGGACAAGAUGCCAGACAGGGAGGAAGUGCAGGACGCCCUGGCCUCGUUUGACUUCUUGAACAAGAGAAACAGUAUAGCUGUGAGACCGGACUUGGGUGAAGAUGAGCAGGAGAUCCAGCACUCGGACCUGGAGCUCACGGCCAUCCAGAAGGACGGAGACAUUAGGGAGGAAGAGCAGUUCCACUUCAGUCUCCAAGACUUUAAAUGUGUGGCAGUGCUCGGACGUGGUCACUUUGGAAAGGUGUUGCUGUCAGAAUAUAAAAGCACAGGCGAGAUGUUUGCCAUCAAAGCUCUGAAGAAAGGAGACAUUGUGGCCCGUGAUGAAGUGGACAGUCUGAUGUGUGAGAAAAGGAUUUUCGAAACAGUCAACAGCGUCCGCCACCCAUUCCUGGUCAACCUGUUUGCGUGUUUCCAGACACAGGAACACGUUUGUUUUGUCAUGGAGUAUGCGGCGGGAGGCGAUCUGAUGAUGCAUAUCCACGCUGAUGUUUUCUCUGAGCCCAGGGCCGUAUUUUAUGCCGCCUGUGUUGUAUUGGGAUUACAGUUUUUACACGACCAUAAGAUUGUGUACAGAGAUUUGAAGCUGGAUAACCUGCUCCUGGACACAGAGGGCUAUGUAAAGAUUGCUGACUUUGGACUUUGCAAAGAAGGAAUGGGUUUCAAGGAUCGCACCAGCACGUUCUGUGGAACCCCUGAGUUUUUAGCCCCUGAAGUUUUGACUGAAACGUCGUACACUCGCGCUGUGGACUGGUGGGGACUGGGCGUCCUCAUCUUUGAGAUGUUGGUUGGAGAGUCGCCCUUCCCCGGUGACGAUGAGGAGGAGGUUUUUGACAGCAUUGUGAACGAUGAAGUGCGCUACCCACGAUUUCUGUCCACAGAGGCCAUCUCCAUCAUGAGGAGGCUUUUGAGAAGGAGUCCAGAACGACGCCUUGGAGCAGGAGAAAGGGACGCAGAGGAGGUUAAGAAACAUCUGUUCUUCAGGCACAUCGACUGGACCGGACUGCUGGCGAAGAAGGUGAAGCCGCCGUUUGUGCCGACCAUCCAGGGCACUAACGACGUCAGCAACUUUGACGAUGAAUUUACCUCAGAGGCUCCGAUCUUAACUCCGCCCAGAGAACCGCGAGUGUUGAGCUCUGACGAGCAGAACAUGUUCUCUGACUUUGAUUACAUUGCUGACUGGUGUUAGCUUCAUGUGACUCCAAUCUCCAUCUACACACACACACACACACACACACACACACACACGUUCACACACGUUCACACACUCACACACACUCACACACUGUGAAACAACAAACCAACAUCAGAGCAGAGACUGUAGCUCAUGUUUUUAAAACUCCUCUGCCCAAAAGCAGGAGCAGCAGUGGACAUGGCUCCUCCAGCCUUUUGGGCAAAUACUUUGUGCCAUCGAGAAGAAAGUUGAGACGCCUCCUGAGGACCCUGACUCAUUUUUAAUACACAUGAAGAACUUUUUUUUUUUUUUU